UUCUCCUCUUUUUCAACAAAAACUGUCCAUCCUUUUCCUCAGUUUAGGGUUUAAUGGGUGAGCAGGAGUGUAGCUGUAUGUGGCACUGUUCCCAAACAGCACAGGCAUGCCUGCAGGGCUGGUGGGGAGGUGGAGGGAUGUGCAGCUCCUCUGUUCAGCGCAGAGUCCAGCUACGUGGAGUUUGUGUUGUUGGUUUGUUUUAGGUCUAGGCCAUGUGAGAGCUGAGCUGGGAUGGAGCAUGACUCACACACCCCGUGGGAAUUCAAUGGCUCCUUCCAUCAGCCUUCAGCUUUCCUCAUGAUGGGCAUCCCGGGCCUGGAAGCCCUUCACCCCUGGAUCUCCAUCCCUUUCUGUGCCCUCUACCUUACUGCUCUCUUGGGGAACUGCGUGAUCCUGUUCAUCAUCAGGAGGACCCCCAGCCUUCACGAGCCCAUGUACUACUUCCUGUCCAUGCUGGCAGUCACCGACCUGGGCCUGGCUCUCUGCACCCUGCCCACCACCCUGGGCCUCUUUUGGUUCGACGUGCGCAGGAUCGGCUUCGACGCCUGCCUCGCUCAGAUGUAUUUCAUCCACAUCCUGUCCUUCAUCGAGUCCUCCGUGCUCCUGGCCAUGGCCUUUGACCGCUUCAUCGCCAUCUCCCACCCGCUGAGACACCCGGCCAUCCUGACCAAGAGCACCGUCCUCAAGAUAGGCCUGGCCAUUGUGCUGAGGGGCAUGGUCUCGCUGCUCCCCAUUCCCUUCCUGCUCAAGAGACUGACCUACUGCGGCAAGACGGAGCUGUCCCACUCCUUCUGCUUCCAUCCUGACAUCAUGAACCUGGCCUGCGCAGAUAUCAAGGUCAAUGUCUUCUACGGGAUGAUCAUUCUCUUGUCCACGGUGGGGAUGGACUUCAUCUUCAUCGUGCUGUCCUACAUCCUCAUCAUCAGAACCGUGGUCAGCCUCACCACCAAGGAGGAGUGUCUGAAGGCUCUCAACACCUGUGUCUCCCACAUCUGUGCUGUCCUCGUGUUCUUCAUCCCCAUGAUCGGACUGUCCAUGAUCCAUCGCUUUGGGAAGAACGUUCCUCCCCUCGUUAACACCUUGGUGGCCUACACCUACCUCAUCAUUCCCCCCGCUCUCAACCCCGUUAUCUACAGCAUAAAAUCCACCCACAUCCGGGAGGCUUUGCUCAGGGCCCUGUGCAGGAAGCGUGGCUCUGACUGGUAGUUUCCUCCACUAGUUCUGCCAGAAAGUGCUGGUGGACUGGGCUCUCUGUCAGACCUCUGGGCCUGGGCUCUCUGUCAGACCUCUGGGACUGGUUCCUUGGUCAGAGCUCUUGGCCUGGUUUCCCAGUCAGAGCUGGUGGAUGC
Vidua chalybeata is the source of this 1349-nucleotide messenger RNA. RefSeq names its product olfactory receptor 51G2-like. Gene Ontology annotation, cellular component: membrane. The transcript has a single exon. Bases 232 to 1206 code for a protein of 324 amino acids. The record is from RefSeq and is a predicted model, not a curated record. Gene Ontology annotation, molecular function: G protein-coupled receptor activity; olfactory receptor activity. Gene Ontology annotation, biological process: G protein-coupled receptor signaling pathway. NCBI's taxonomy places the organism in Eukaryota, Metazoa, Chordata, Aves, Passeriformes, Viduidae.